Molecule: messenger RNA, 204 nt
Organism: Vavraia culicis subsp. floridensis
Lineage: Eukaryota; Fungi; Microsporidia; Pleistophoridae
Exons: 1
Coding region: 1-204 (67 amino acids)
Biological process (GO): protein targeting
Cellular component (GO): membrane
Source: RefSeq, a predicted model, not a curated record
AUGUCAGAGAAAACAAAGGAGAACCGCUUGACAAAAGAGUUGAUGCGUGGCAAGCACUUCAUAUCAAAGUGUGAGUUCCCUACAAAGGAUGAGUACAUGCUUUUGUUGAGGCAGCAUGUCAUAGGAAUAGGGUUCUUAGGUGUGUUGGGGUACAUCGUUAGAUUCGUGCAUAUUUUGAUAAACAACGUUAUUGUUGGUAAGUAA